Molecule: messenger RNA, 829 nt
Organism: Colletotrichum navitas
Lineage: Eukaryota; Fungi; Ascomycota; Sordariomycetes; Glomerellales; Glomerellaceae
Exons: 1
Coding region: 243-488 (81 amino acids)
Source: RefSeq, a predicted model, not a curated record
CUCGUAGCGUCGUCAUUGCGCCCAGGAUAACCCCCCCUUGUCCUCCCAGAAAAAUACUUGACGCUACAGUGUCUCUCAAUCAUCGCCCAAUUUUCGCCCCCCAUCCUCGUCUUACUCUCUCUUUUUCUUAUUCGCCAGCAGCCUCAGCCUCGGUGACGUUAUCUUUGUCAUCUGGUGAUUGAUGUUAAUUCCCUUCUCAUAUCCUCAUCUAUCCUCCUACAUGCCAUAAACCCUUACACCAUAUGUCAUGCGCAUCGUCCAUACUCGGCACCACCGUCUUGUUUUGUCUGGAACUCGUAUGGGGACGGUGCAUGGAUUCAUAUCUUUGCCCUAUUUUUGAGCCCACGCCCACGCCCAAGCCCACUCUGCCCAUUGCAUUGAUUGCAUGCGCCCUCGAUUCUCCUGCUCCUCAGAAAGCUGACUCGCCCCUCUUUUCUCCCACAGCUGCAGGUGUAUGCAGUGCAGCAGUGCAGUGCAGUACACACUAGAACUUCAUUGCGAGCUUGGACGUUUCGACAGCGAUCUGAAGCCAGUCCAGUCCACCCACUCUAGCCUGACAUACCUAGCCCACCUGGCCUGACCCGAACCCGACGACAACACCUAGCCCCAGUCCCAUUUGACCGGGGGGGCCCUCAUAAGCGCAAGCAAGACUGGAUAUUGAAUUAAACUGAGGUGAACUGAGGGGAGACCGGACCCCGCCAUUCUCACAGCUCAUACUGACGACUAUUCCGCUUCGGUGGGCUUCCCAACGACUGCCCCUCCACCACCACCACCACCACCACCACCACCUCCUCCUCCUCCUCCUCCUCCUCCUUCUUCUCUCCCUCGC